GAAAACCAAUACGACCGUUACGAAGUUGCAUUCUUUUUGCGUUGUUUCUCUGAAGGACCACGCCGGUGGAUGGAUUUAUUUGCCGGUCAACAUUCGUACUUUAGCCAACACGUGGUGCAGUUCGCACACACGAGCACAUUAGUUCGGUAUGCAGCAUGCGCAGUUGCGGCUAAGCAGCUCGGUCAAAUGAAUGACCCGAUAUCGAAAAUCCGGCAAACGCACUGUCAAAGGUUGAUGUUCAGGGCAUUCUCCGAGACGACGCUUGAUUUUCUCUGGUACGGGGCAAAAUACUACGAGAAAGCAAUCCAGCUACUCACCAAACAACUCUCCCAUGAUGACCACUCUAUUCCUGGUCUUUCGCCUUGCUGCAUCUACCAAACUGGCUUGACGCCCGUGAGUAAUGAUCCUAGCUUCCAUAACGAGCAAGAGGAAGCCGCCUCCGUCUUUCAAGUUAUAGCCGCGUGUAUUCUUUGCCAAUAUGAGGAUCUUAUGGACACGCAGAACCUCUCGAUGUGGUGCAAAAUGGGCCUUCCACUUGAUGAUAUGGGACACUUUGUUGUAAACUAUGCUGCUGAAGCACAUGCUGAGGCCAUUUUUUUCAAAGUUCUGGUGAGACAAUUAUGCCAACUGGUCAAUCUGGAGACAGGAGACGCUUCCCAAUGGACAUGCAUGGAAGAUGAGUUCAAUCGGUGGUAUGACAUGCUGCCUCCGUCCUUCUCUUGCUCCAUCGAUUGGCCUUGUUCGGUAGUAGUAGACGAUGAACAGACCUCUUCUAUGAAGGCUACAUACCACGAGUCUUGGUUUUGCAACGAUUUGUGCGCUAUAACUAUGACGUUCUAUCAUAUGGCUCGCAUGCUGCUGUUGAUCCAUCGCCCUGUAGAUGUUUUCCUCAUGGGACAGCCCCAUAAUGCGCUUGAUAUAUUAUCUACUUAUCAUUCUCUGCAACGGGAGCUUCGACAGCAUGCGAUGAAAAUCAUUCCGAUAGCGCGUGCAAUGCCCGACGACAGAGUACGGAAAAACUUGCUACAACCACUUUACACCGCGGGGCGGUCUUUAGUCGAUACGAACGAGAGACAGGAGCUGCUUGAUUUACUCCUUCAGGUUGAAAGUGACUUUGAAUUCGCCACAGAAUAUCAUCUGAAAGACCUAUCAAGGGAAUGGGGUAUCCCAUGGCACACGCAGAACAGGAUACGAGUUGAUGAAGAAUGUCAACGAGCAUGA
This is a messenger RNA of Aspergillus glaucus CBS 516.65, 1221 nucleotides long. RefSeq lists its product as uncharacterized. The annotation marks the transcript as partial. Gene Ontology annotation, cellular component: nucleus. Gene Ontology annotation, molecular function: DNA-binding transcription factor activity; transcription cis-regulatory region binding. NCBI's taxonomy places the organism in Eukaryota, Fungi, Ascomycota, Eurotiomycetes, Eurotiales, Aspergillaceae. Gene Ontology annotation, biological process: positive regulation of transcription by RNA polymerase II. The transcript is spliced from 2 exons. The record is from RefSeq and is a predicted model, not a curated record.